Molecule: messenger RNA, 1014 nt
Organism: Acanthosepion pharaonis
Lineage: Eukaryota; Metazoa; Mollusca; Cephalopoda; Sepiida; Sepiidae
Source: the annotation of a GenBank genome assembly
AUGCUAACAAUAACUGUUGACGCAUUGACUCUUUUUAUUAAAUCUCUCUCUCCCUCUCACUCCCUCUCUCUCUCACUCCCUCUCUCUCACUCCCUCUCUCUCACUCCCUCUCUCUCUUUCUAUUGUUCUCUCUAUAUCUAUCUAUCUAUCUAUCUCCCUGGCUUGCUCUCUUCUAUUGUUCGCGCUUUCUCUCUCUCUCUCUCUCUCUCUCUCUCUCUAUCUAUCUAUCUAUCUAUCUAUCUCUCUAUCUCUAUCUCUAUCUCUCUCCCUGGCUUGCCCUCUUUCAAUUGUUCGCUCUCUCUCUCUCUCUCUCUCUCUCUCUCUCUCUCUCUUUCUAUUGUUCUCUCUAUAUAUAUCUAUCUAUCUAUCUCUAUCUCUCUCCCUGGCUUGCUCUCUUCUGUUGUUCGCUCUCUCUCUCUCUCUCUCUCUCUAUCUAUCUAUCUAUCUAUCUAUCUCUAUCUCUAUCUCUCUCCCUGGCUUGCCCUCUUUCAAUUGUUCGCUCUCUCUCUCUCUCUCUCUCUCUCUCUCUCUCUCUCUCAAAAGAAGAAGAGGUUGAGCUGCCCCUACCUCUUUAUUCCUAUAUGCCCCCUUUUAUAUUUUUAUCUGCCCCUCUUUAUAUUUUUAUCUGCCCCCCCUUUUAUAUUUUUAUCUGCCCCCUCUUUAUAUUUUUAUCUGUCCUUUAAUAUUUUUUAUCUCUUCACCAUUUAUAUUUCUAUCUGCUCCCUCUUUUUUUUUAUCUGUACCCUUUAUAAUUUUAUCUGCUACACCGUUCAUACUUUUUAUCUGCCCCCUCUUUAUAUUUUUAUCUGGCCCUUUAUAUUUUUAUCUGCUCCCAACUUUAUAUCUUUUAUCUGCCCCCUUUAUAUUUUUUUAUCUGCUUCCACCUUUAUACUUUUUAUCACCCCCUCAUAUAUUUUUAUCUGUCCCCUCUUUAUAUUUUUAUCUGCUCCCCACUUUAUAUUUUUAUCUGCUCCUCUCUUUAAAUUUUUUUGUCUGCCCUUCUUUAUAUUUUAA